Molecule: messenger RNA, 4095 nt
Organism: Verticillium alfalfae VaMs.102
Lineage: Eukaryota; Fungi; Ascomycota; Sordariomycetes; Glomerellales; Plectosphaerellaceae
Product: lovastatin nonaketide synthase
Exons: 7
Coding region: 1-4095 (1364 amino acids)
Biological process (GO): secondary metabolite biosynthetic process; fatty acid biosynthetic process
Molecular function (GO): 3-oxoacyl-[acyl-carrier-protein] synthase activity; fatty acid synthase activity
Source: RefSeq, a predicted model, not a curated record
AUGGUGCAUUCUAGCUAUUUCGAGAUGGCAAACUACACGAGCGAGCCCAUUGCAAUUGUUGGAAGUGCUUGUCGCUUUCCAGGAGAAUCCUCGUCGCCAUCGAAGCUCUGGGCUCUUCUACGCGAGCCUCGAGAUGUUCUGGCCAAGAUUCCGCCGGUACGCUUUGAUCCCGAGGGAUUUUAUAACGAAGAUGGAGAGUACCAUGGAAGCUCCAAUGUCAAGGAGUCGUACAUGUUGAAAGAGGAUCAUCGAGUGUUCGACGCCCAGUUCUUCAAGAUCAAGCCAGUCGAGGCUCACAGCAUUGAUCCUCAGCAGCGUAUUCUCAUGGAGACGGUCUAUGAGUCCAUCGAAGCUGCUGGUUUCGCCAUGGAAAAGAUGCAAGGAUCCGACACGGCUGUUUACGUCGGACUGAUGUGCGAAGAGUACAGCAACAUUGUGGCAGGCGAUGUCGACCAGCUACCGACUUACACUGCUACAGCCACUGGCCGCAGCAUCAUGUCGAAUCGUAUUUCCUACUUCUUCGACUGGCACGGCCCCUGCAUGACCAUCGACACAGCCUGCUCGUCCAGCCUCAUCGCCGUUCACCAAGCUGUUGAAACCCUUCGCAAUGGCACCUCUCGUGUGGCAAUCGCUGCUGGCGCAAACCUGCUUUUGAGUCCUAUGGGAUAUAUCACUGAGAGCAAACUUCAUAUGCUUUCGCCAGGCAGUCGAUCCCGCAUGUGGGACGCUGAUGCCGACGGCUACGCGCGAGGCGAUGGCGUUGCUGCAGUAGUGCUAAAGAAGCUGAGCGAUGCCAUUCGUGAUGGCGACCACAUUGAAUCCAUCAUUCGCGACACUGGCGUCAACCAAGACGGUCGUACCACAGGUAUUACGAUGCCAAGCAGCACGGCACAGGAGGCUCUCAUUAGACGUACCUAUUCCAAAGCCGGUCUCAAUCUCACCAAUCCGUUAGAGCGAUGCCAAUACUUUGAAGCUCACGGCACCGGCACACCUGCUGGAGACCCCAUCGAAGCUUCGGCUAUCCAGAAGGCAUUUUUUGGAGCAGACAACACUGGGGUCGAUUCCAAUGACAUUCUCUACGUAGGAUCUAUCAAGACUGUCAUCGGACACACUGAGGGAACCGCCGGCAUCGCUGCACUCAUGAAAGCCUCGCUUGCAAUCCAGCACUCUAUUAUUCCUCCCAACAUGCUGUUCAACAAGCUCAGUCCGGCCGUGGAACCCUUUUACGAGCAUCUUGAGAUAGCUACGGCAGCCCGGCCUUGGCCAGAGCUUCCGGAAGGUAUUCCUCGACGAGCAAGUGUCAACAGCUUCGGGUUCGGCGGGACCAAUGCCCACGCAAUUGUUGAGCAGUAUGUCCCUGGUAUCUGGGAUCAACGUGAGCAGUCACGUCGGUCAGCUCCGUCUUUCCUCCCAAUCUGUCUCUCCGCUGCGUCAGAGAAGGCUCUGUUCGAACAGGCGCGUCGCCUCUCCGUUUGGCUCGAAAACAACUCCGAAAUCAGUCUAACGGAUCUCGCCUGGACCCUCGCCAUCCGCCGCAGCAAAUUCCCGUAUCGUUGGUUUUUCUCUGCCGGCAGUGUUACACAGCUUAGGGUCAAGAUCGACAAAAGGCUCGGAUCCAACUAUGAGCCCAUCAACUUACUUCCUUCGCACAAGCCCAAAAUCCUCGGCAUCUUUACAGGUCAAGGAGCACAGUGGGCGGCUAUGGGACGAUCUCUCAUUGUUGGAUCUAAGUUUGUCUCUAAGAUUGUCGACUGUCUGGAGGUCAGCCUGAGUCUCCUUCCGGACGCUCCUACGUGGUCAUUGAGGGAGGAGCUUCUCGCUGGAGCGGACACGUCUCGUAUCGCCCAGGCAGCCCUCUCGCAGCCUCUGUGCACGGCCGUACAGGUUAUUCUAGUUGAGAUGCUCAAAGCAUCGGGCAUCGGCUUCGAGGCCGUUGUUGGCCACUCUUCGGGCGAGAUCGGUGCUGCAUACGCCGCCGGCUUGGUCUGCGCGGAAGAUGCUAUUCGUAUUGCCUACUACCGUGGUCUUCAUUCCAGCCUUGCCAAAGGAAGCAAAGGUCAGAAGGGUGCCAUGCUAGCCGUCGGAACGUCUGUUGAGGAUGCUCAAGAGUUCUGCGCAUUCGAGGAGAUGCAAGGUCGCAUCUGCGUCGCCGCCUGCAACUCAUCCUCCAGCGUUACCUUGUCUGGAGACUCGGACGCGGUGAAAGAAGCAGAGUCUAUCCUUCAAGACGAGGGCAGGUUUGUACGAGUCCUUCGCGUGGACACCGCAUACCACUCGCAUCAUAUGCUCCCGCCGGCCGGUCCGUACGUGGAAUCGAUGCGUAGCUGCCAUGUUCGGGUUCUCGACGACAGGAAAGGCGAAGGUGUGGUUUGCUCCUGGUUCUCGAGUGUGCGGGAGAAUCAAGAGGAAAUGAAAAUCCAAUCCGAAGGUCUUGAUGGCGAAUACUGGCGAGAUAAUAUGGUCAAGCCGGUUCUGUUUGCGCAAGCUCUGAAAAAGGCUAUCGACACCAAGGGCCCCUUUGACCUGGCUUUUGAGAUCGGGCCUCAUCCGGCUCUUCAAGGCCCAGCUCUACAGACAAUCCAGGAAGUCCAGGGUAACCGUAUCCCCUACACUGGCGUUCUCUCGCGAGGUGUCGACGAUGUGGAAUCGUUUGCCGACGCACUUGGAUAUCUUUGGAGCCAUCUCUCUCCCACCAGCGGUUUACUACAGCUUGAGAAGUCCGAUGCUACUCUGUCAGGGGAACAGCAGCCCAACGUUGUCAAGGACCUCCCUCCUUACGCCUUUGACCAUGACCGCGUCUACUGGAGAGAGUCCCGAUUGGUCAAAGCCACCAGAACUCGCAAAACGCCUUACCACGAUCUGCUGGGUGUCUGCUGCCCCGAUGGAACUGAUCCAACACUCCUCCGUUGGAAGAACCUCCUCUCGCCCAAGGAGAUUCCCUGGCUCGGAGGUCAUAUGGUACAAGGACAAAUCAUCUUUCCUGCAGCCGGUUAUCUCUCAAUGGCUAUCGAUGCGUGCCGUAUCCUGGUGGCCCGUCGGGGUGAGGCUCUUGCCAUUAAGGGUAUGGACAUUCUUGACUUUGUCAUUGGAAAGGGCAUCAUCUUCGAUGAUCGCAGCCUGGGUGUUGAGACCCUGCUCACCUUGACCCUCGAUGAGGAGUACGACGAGAACGCGAGAUCAAUCAACGGCACGAUUCGCUUCUACGCCGGUCUGGCCAAUUCAGAUGUCUCUUCUCUACCACUUCGCUGCUCAUGUCGCGUGCAUCUCAAUCUCGAGGAAGCGGGACUGAUCAGCGAUAUUGUUGAGGGAAGCACGUCGUUGCCACUUCUUCCCCCCCGCGCAGAGCAGCUCGUCAACGGGGUAAACGUGGAUGCGAAACAGUUCUAUGCUAAUCUCGCUGAAGUUGGGUAUGAGUAUUCCGGGCUUUUUCAGGGACUGUCAGAGCUGAAGCGUACCCUUGACGCCGGCACGGGUGUCAUCGCAAACCCUGCUCGCCAAGAUCCCCUCCGGUCUCCCACCGUUCAUCCUGCCAUGAUCGACUGUACCAUUCAGGCCGUGUUGCUCGCAUUUUGCUUCCCUGGAGACGGGAAGCUGUAUGCACUGCACGUGCCGACAAAAAUACGACGCGUCUCCAUCGAUCUACCGCUUCUAGAGAGGGAAACUCUUGGGGCCGGUCAGCUCCCAGUAGACUCUAUUGUUGAUUCGAAUGGCACAGUAAGCGGAGACGCACACUUGUUUGCGAAGGAUGGCGAAACCGCCAUGAUUCAAAUGCACGGCAUCGAAGUUGUGCCUCUGACGCCACCGACGCCAGAGCAAGACGCGCAGCUCUUCUGGGCGUACGAACUGGGCGUCGCUCAACCAGACGGUAACCUCAUGGUCAAGGGCCGCCGAGCGACAGAUGCAGACUACGAGCUUGCCGAAGUCGCGGAAAGAAUUUGCUAUCACUAUUUGAAGAACCUGCUAGCCGAGCUGACGCCGGAAGACAUUGAAAAGUCGGCGUGGCAUCACAAGCGCCUGGUCAACUUUGCUCGCAAGACACUAGGAGAACUGCGUUCUGGUCAGGAUCCGCACACUAACCCUCAAUGGUUGAGAUGA